AUGUCCGGACUCCAGUUUGGAUUGAACAUCAAGAAGAAAGGAACUAUCCUUGCUAAACCAAAACCUGCUGCAAUCAACAAAACUCUUCGUCCCUAUGCUACUGCCACGCUUCAGUCAACAGCUGUAAUUGAACAGCAAAACGCAGCGCUAGCUGAGGAUGCGACUGUGUUUGACUAUGAUGGCGUCUAUGAUCAACUCAAGGCUGGUGAGCGUGCACGAGAGCUCGCUCGCAAAAAAGAUUCUGCAGAACGAAAACCCAAAUAUGUUGCUGCACUGCUACAAGCGGCCGAGACUCGCAAACGGGAUCGACAAAUCGCAGAAGAGAAACGAUUGGAACAUGGACAGAUUGUUGACAAACGUGAGUUGCUUAAAGGUGGGCUCAACAUUAUCAAGAAAAGUCAGCCCUCAGCUUCACAAAACGACUUACGUCUCAACAAACCCUCUUCAAGCUAUGACCGUGAUCGUGCAUAUGCUGCCUACAAAGACGCUAAAUAUGGCUCAUCAUCAUUCUCAACUUAA
Lobosporangium transversale is the source of this 519-nucleotide messenger RNA. RefSeq names its product coiled-coil domain-containing protein 55-domain containing protein. The coding region runs from base 1 to 519 and encodes 172 amino acids. The record is from RefSeq and is a predicted model, not a curated record. The transcript has 3 exons. NCBI's taxonomy places the organism in Eukaryota, Fungi, Mortierellomycota, Mortierellomycetes, Mortierellales, Mortierellaceae. Gene Ontology annotation, biological process: regulation of alternative mRNA splicing, via spliceosome.